This is a messenger RNA of Blastocystis hominis, 786 nucleotides long. RefSeq lists its product as hypothetical. The coding region runs from base 1 to 786 and encodes 261 amino acids. The transcript is spliced from 4 exons. The record is from RefSeq and is a predicted model, not a curated record. NCBI's taxonomy places the organism in Eukaryota, Bigyra, Opalinata, Blastocystidae.
AUGAGCGGGAGCUAUUUAAAAGUGGAGAAAUACCGGCUGCCUGAGCAAACAAUCGAUUCAGAAAACAGUGCAGUCAUUGCAGUGGAUGUGGGAAGUGAAUUUACCAAAGUUGCUUAUUGGAAUCCGGAAGAUGGGUGCUCGAGUUUGCUGCCAUUAUCAGAAUCGAAUUCAAUUCCUACAGCAAUUGCAUACUCUGGACGAUAUAGCUAUGCGAUUGGCGUAGAGGCAAUUGAGAGAUUGCUCAUUUCUCCCAAGCAAGUGAUUCGUUAUUUCCCUGUCUUUCUGAAACAUCCGAUAACGGAUGAAUUGAUUGCAACCUACUCCUCCCUAACCGCCUGUGAAGUCAUUAGCAAUGCGGAAGAAUCUUUGAGAUGGCAUAUCAUUGUAAAUAACGAAAGCAUAAAGCUCUCCCUGCACGAUACUCAAUCCGAGUCGCAUCUCCACAAAUCGAUCUCUGUCAUGUUCCUCGUAGUUCCAGAGAUCACCGACGCGUUGCGUUCUUUCUUCUCCGUCGUUUCGCAGCGUCUUUCGAUCCAAAUCGAGCUGAUCGAAACGACGACAAGUCUCUGUCUUUCUUACGGAUUCUUUGAUAACCACGUUACGAAAAAGCUCAUUCUGUUUGACUUCGGAUGGGACUCGGUUCGCCUUUCCAUCGUGGAACACGCCAAUGAAUUCCGCGUCCUUCACGAGGCGGAGUUUUCCGAAUUAAGCGGCAGUUCGAUCGCUUCUUCGCUCGCGAAAUCGAUUCAUAGCCGCUAUGUGAACGAAUCCUCGUUCUCUGAUUGA